UUGUGCUUCAUUUCGCCUGUAAUACAAAAGAGACGGCUGCUCUCCUCACAAAGUCAUCACAGGUCUCCGAGGAGGACGAAGACGACGACGGCUACAGUAAUUCCUAUAGAAGAAACGGACAUCAUGGACGGUCAAGACCCACCUCAAGACAAAGGGGACCCUUUCUUGCUCAACUAUAACUCUGCCGAUCUUCGAAUCGCUUCAGAAUUUCUAUUAAACUGGCUUCCUUUCCUCAGUAAAGAUCUCUGUCAACUAUGUUGUCAGACUCUUUCUGAUCGUGUCCGAUCCAUCAUCCCAGACCCAGAAUCUGAUGAAGCCACAGAACCCUUAAACAAAGAAUGUAUUUUCGCCGCUUCCACUUCAAACAACGAUGAUUUCAACUAUAAUGACAAUACGAAUUCUCUUGGAAGUUGGAAGGGUUCGGAAGAAGAAGAAAAGGUGGAAAUGAAUGAUUUGAGUUCUUUUCAAGCCAAAGAACCCACUUCAACUAAUGAGGAUUGGAGAUCUUUUGAAGCCAGAGAACCCCCCUUAAAGAAAGAACCCACUUCAAAUAAUAAGGAUUGGAGCUCUUUUGAAGCCAGUGAACAACCCCCCUUAAAGAAAGAACCCACUUCAAAUAAUAAGGAUAGGAGAUCUUUCGAAGCCAGUAAACAACCCCCCUUAAAGAAAGAACCCAUUUCAAAUAAUGAGGAUUCCAACUAUCUUAGCGAAGAUGACUUUGAAGUUGAUGAUGAUGAAGAAGAAGUACACAGAGAGGUGGUUAAAAGACAAUCACGAUCAGGUGAGGCAACAAUGACAGUGAGAGUGCUGCAGAACGCCCAUUUGUCCAAGGAGGAGAAGAAGCAUAAUCGGUUCAGCAAUGUGAAGAGAGAAAUGGAUUACAUAUGUCUGGAGAGAGUUGAAGGCAGGAUAGUUAACAUCAUUAGUGGGCUGGAACUUCACACUGGCGUUUUCAGUGCUGCAGAGCAGACAAAGAUUGUUGAUUUUGUAUAUCAGCUUCAAGAAAUGGGAAAAAUAUCCAAAGCCGGACCACUGCACCGGCAGAGGCAAAAGAGACGCCUCACUCUUCAUUUUGGCUGUGUCUAUAACUAUGGUUUUGAUAAACGUGGGAAUCCUCCUGGAAUCCUUCGAGAUGUGAUUGUAGAUCCUUUGCCAAAAAUAUUUAAGACGAUGAUUAAGAGGCUGGUCAGAUGGCACGUUGUUCCUCCAACUUGCAUACCUGAUAGUUGCACUGUGCACGUGUACGAAGAGGGUGAUUCCAUACCACCUCACAUUGACAAUUACGAUUUUCUUAGACCUUUUUGCACGGUUUCGUUACUCAGUGAGUGCAGUAUGGUUUUCGGAUCAAACUUGACGUUUCUUGGAGCUGGUGAUUACAGUGGUUCCCAUGAAAUUUCCCUGCCUGUCGGAUCUGUUGUGGUUUUGAAUGGAAACUCAGCCGAUGUUUCCAAGCAUUUCAUGCCGGCUGUUCCAGCUAAGAGGAUAUCAAUAACAUUUCGAAAAAUGGAUGAAUCUAAAUGGCCUACUGCAUACAAUCCAGAACCAGAUCUACAAGGAAUUCAGCCACUCGGUUAUGCAAACAACAAAACAAGAUGGCAGAAAAAUCCAAGGCCGGUUGACAAACAGCAGGCAGCAAGGAGAGUAGGUGGAGGUAAUAGAGAAGGAUCAUACGCGAGAGAGAAUCUAGGCGGAGGUAAUAGAGAAGGAUCAUACGCGAGAGAGAAUCUAGGCGGAGGUAAUAGAGAAGGAUCAUACGCAAGAGAGAAUCUAGGCGGAGGUAAUAGAGAAGGAUCAUACGCGAGAGAGAAUGUAGGCGGAGGUAAUAGAGAAGGAUCAUACGCGAGAGAGAAUGUAGGCCGUCCUGGCUCGCUUCAGAUUCACCGAGGGCCUGAUAAUACGCGAAGGGUGAGGGUUAAUCCAGACAGAUAUGAUUGAUCGGCUUGGAUUGAUUUCUUCUUAGGCAAGAAAAUUUCUUGCUUAGCUUUUUCUUAUGUGAUUUUUUUGGAGUUGAAUUUGGCAUGCAUGGUCUAUUGGUUUUGUGAAGCAUCAAUUGGUUAAUAUUUUUAUGAACAUUUGAUUGUUGUAAUUUGUUUGAUCGAAAAUUGGAUAAACCAUUUUAUUAG
Impatiens glandulifera is the source of this 2123-nucleotide messenger RNA. Its product is annotated as RNA demethylase ALKBH9B-like. Gene Ontology annotation, molecular function: mRNA binding; demethylase activity. The record is from RefSeq and is a predicted model, not a curated record. Gene Ontology annotation, biological process: mRNA catabolic process. The coding region runs from base 124 to 1935 and encodes 603 amino acids. Lineage: Eukaryota; Viridiplantae; Streptophyta; Magnoliopsida; Ericales; Balsaminaceae. The transcript has 6 exons.